Molecule: messenger RNA, 1653 nt
Organism: Trypanosoma grayi
Lineage: Eukaryota; Euglenozoa; Kinetoplastea; Trypanosomatida; Trypanosomatidae
Product: putative chaperonin alpha subunit
Exons: 1
Coding region: 1-1653 (550 amino acids)
Biological process (GO): protein folding
Cellular component (GO): chaperonin-containing T-complex
Molecular function (GO): ATP-dependent protein folding chaperone; ATP hydrolysis activity; ATP binding
Source: RefSeq, a predicted model, not a curated record
AUGCAGACGAAGCAAAAGGCGGCGCUAGGCAUCAACGGCACCCGCACAAACGGCCUGGCGGUACGGCGCGAGAACGUGACAGCCGCAGUUGCUGUGGCUAACAUUGUCAAGUCAUCGCUCGGCCCCAUCGGUCUCGACAAGAUGCUGGUCGACGACAUUGGCGAUGUCUGCGUCACCAACGACGGCGCAACUAUCCUGAAGAGCCUAGACGUCGAGCACCCCGCCGCCCGCCUCCUCGUUGACCUCGCGCAGUUGCAGGACAAGGAGAUCGGCGACGGCACGACGUCUGUCGUUAUCCUCGCCUCUGAGCUGCUGAAGCGGGCACAGGACCUCAUCGUGCAUGGCAUCCACGCCACGAGCAUCAUUGCCGGCUACAAGCUUGCGCUGCGUGAGGCCGUGCGGUACCUGAAGGACAGCCUCAGCAUGUCGGUGGACUCGCUGGGCAAGGAAGUCCUCCUCAAUGUGGCCCGCACGUCGAUGAGCAGCAAGAUCCUCAACACUGACUCUGAACACUUCGCCAAAAUUGUGGUGGAUGCGAUCCUGUCGGUCAAGACUGUGAACGACUUGGGCGAUGUUGUGUACCCACGCAAGGCGGUGAGCAUUCUCCUGCAGCACGGCAAGAGCUCCCGAGAAUCGAAGCUGAUGCAGGGAUUCGCGCUCGGCCUCUCGCGUGCCGCGCAGGGGAUGCCGACGUCGGUGCAGAACGCUCGCAUCGCCCUCAUUGACUUUGACCUGCGUGCGGUGAAGAUGAAGCUAGGCAUCAACAUCACCAUCAACGACCCGACCAAGGCGGAGGCGAUCCGCCAGCGCGAGCUCGACAUCACGAUGGAGCGCAUCAAGAAGAUGAUCGCGGCUGGUGCCAACGUGAUCCUCACCUCGUGGGGCAUCGAGGACAGCAUGAUGAAGUACAUGGUCGACGAGGGCGUCCUCGGCGUGCGCCGCGUGAAGAAGGACGACAUGCGCCGCAUCGCCAAGGUGACGGGGGCGCAGGUGGUGCACUCGCUCUCUGACCUUGAGGGGGAGGAGGUGUUUGACCCCAAGUGGCUCGGCAAGGCGGAGCACGUGUACGAGGAGCGUUUCGGCGAGGAUGACGCGAUCAUCAUCUCUGGCACCAGCAACGCGGUGUGCGCCAGCAUUAUGUGCCGCGGCGCCAACUACCUGGUGCUCGAGGAGAUGGAGCGCGCACUCAACGACGCCCUGUGGGCUGUUGCACGCACGCUAGAGGCCAACUACGUCGUUGCCGGUGGCGGCGCGGUGGAGGUGGCGCUCUCUGUGUAUCUCGAGAACUUUGCCCACACACUCGGCUCCCGCGAACAGCUCGCGAUUGGCGCUUUUGCCGAGUCGCUGCUCGUCAUUCCAAAGACUUUGCUGCUCAACGCUGCGAUGGACGCGACCGAUCUGGUGGCGCGCCUGCGUGUUGAGCACAGCGAGCAGCAACAGCAGCAGGCGGCAGGGAAGGGUGCCAGCACUGCACGUUUCUGCGGCCUCGACCUCAUUGAGGGGACACUGCGCAAUAACAUGGAGGCUGGGGUGCUGGAGCCGCAGCCGAGUAAGGUGAAGUCGCUGCAGUUUGCCACGGAGGCUGCCAUCACAAUUCUCCGCAUCGACGACUGCGUGCGCCUCAACCCCGAGGAGGAGGAGGGCCGCAAUUAG